This is a messenger RNA of Rhododendron vialii, 2105 nucleotides long. Its product is annotated as D-3-phosphoglycerate dehydrogenase 3, chloroplastic-like. Gene Ontology annotation, cellular component: chloroplast stroma. The transcript is spliced from 5 exons. Bases 126 to 1913 code for a protein of 595 amino acids. Gene Ontology annotation, biological process: L-serine biosynthetic process. Gene Ontology annotation, molecular function: phosphoglycerate dehydrogenase activity; NAD binding. The record is from RefSeq and is a predicted model, not a curated record. NCBI's taxonomy places the organism in Eukaryota, Viridiplantae, Streptophyta, Magnoliopsida, Ericales, Ericaceae.
CCGAGUGAGAGGAGUGGAAAGUGGGGAGAGAAAACAGAGGAGUUCUCUUCAUUCGACUAUUCCAUUGCUCUGUUUCUUCCUUCCUUUCGGACGGAGAGAAAACAGAGAGGAGAGAGAUUACGUCAAUGGCGGCCUUCUCAUUCACCUUAACCCCACCCCUCUCCAAACCCUCCCCCUCCUCUCUCUCAUGGACCCUCUUCUCUCUCUCCUCCCCCACCCCUCCUCACUUCCCACCAAAACCCCUACGCAAAACCCUCGUCGUAUUCUCCUCCCUCAACGCGAAGCCGACGAUCCUCGUGGCCGAAAAACUCGGCUCGGCCGGAAUCGAGCUCCUCAAGACCUUCGCCAACGUGGACUGCUCCUACGACAUGACCACCGAAGACCUCUGCGCCAAGAUCUCCCUCUGCGACGCCCUAAUCGUCCGGAGCGGCACCAAGGUCACCCGCCAGGUCUUUGAGUCCUCCGCCGGCCGACUCAAGGUUGUUGGACGCGCCGGCGUCGGGAUUGACAACGUUGACCUGGCCGCGGCGACCGAGCACGGGUGCCUCGUCGUGAAUGCUCCCACGGCGAACACCAUCGCCGCCGCGGAGCAUGGGAUCGCUCUGCUUACUGCCAUGGCCAGGAAUAUUGCUCUGGCAUCCCCCGAUGUUAAAGCUGGGAAAUGGCAAAGGAGCAAAUAUGUUGGUGUGUCACUAGUAGGGAAAACACUCGCUUUAAUGGGAUUUGGAAAAGUUGGAUCAGAAGUUGCACGGCGUGCCAAGGGACUGGGUAUGCAUGUCAUUGCAUAUGACCCAUAUGCCCCUGCAGACCGUGCUCGUGCAAUAGGUGUGGAGUUAGUCUCAUUGGAUGAAGCCUUUUCGACCGCUGAUUUUAUCUCUCUCCACAUGCCUCUUACUGCUACUACGUCCAAGAUUCUCAAUGAUUAUGCCUUCUCGAAAAUGAAGAAAGGUGUUCGUAUUGUCAAUGUUGCUCGUGGUGGUGUGAUUGAUGAGGAAGCUCUACUGAGAGCCCUCAAUUCGGGGAUUGUGGCACAGGCCGCAUUGGAUGUAUUGACUGAAGAACCUCCACCUAAAGACAAUAUGUUAGUGCUUCAUGAAAAUGUUACUGUAACUCCUCAUCUCGGAGCCAGCACCUUCGAAGCUCAGGAAGGGGUGGCCAUUGAAAUAGCUGAAGCAGUUGUGGGUGCUUUGAAAGGGGAACUUGCUGCCACUGCAGUUAAUGCACCCAUGGUUCCUGCCGAGGUUUUGGCUGAGCUUGCUCCAUUUGUCCUGCUUGCGGAAAAGCUUGGCAGGCUAGCUGUGCAGCUGGUUGCCGGAGGAGGUGGUGUGCAAUCUGUGAAAAUUACUUACGCUUCCGCUAGGGGUCCAGAUGAUCUUGACACUAGGUUACUCCGUGCCAUGGUUACCAAAGGUCUGAUUGAGCCUAUUUCUAGCGUCUUUGUGAACUUGGUAAAUGCUGACUUUACGGCCAAACAAAGAGGUCUGAAAAUAGCAGAAGAGCGGAUAGUGUUGGAUGGUUCACCUGAAAAACCACUCGAAUUUAUCCAACUUCAACUUGCAAAUGUCGAGUCGAAAUUCGCCGGUGCUCUUUCGGAUUUAGGUGAGAUAAAAGUGCAAGGAAUGGUGAAAGAAGGGUUACCCCAUUUGACGAUGGUGGGGUCAUUUGGAGUGGAUGUGAGUUUGGAAGGAAGUCUCAUACUCUGUAAGCAAGUAGAUCAGCCGGGCAUUAUUGGAAAGGUGGGGAGCAUUCUCGGAGAGGGGAAUGUGAAUGUCAACUUCAUGAGUGUAGGGAGGAUAGCGCCGCAGAAACAAGCAGUCAUGACAAUAGGUGUGGACGAGGAACCUGAUACAGAAACACUGAAGAAAAUUGGGGAGAUCAAGGCCAUUGAGGAAUUUGUUUUCCUUAAGUUAUAGCUGGGUCCAAACUCGGGUACGAGUAUCGAUUGUUGUUGGCAAACGUCAGAAUUUUCUAAACUUCAAUUUUCAGAUGUUCAGAUAUGUAUCCAAAAGUUUGGUAUGAAUACAGUAUGGAUACAGGAACACAUCUUAUUUGUAUUGCUUUAAAGACAAUUUGUUUGGGUUAUGCGGUUAUGAAUCUUUUAGAAA